This is a messenger RNA of Mauremys mutica (yellowpond turtle), 10582 nucleotides long. RefSeq names its product nectin-1-like. Gene Ontology annotation, cellular component: adherens junction. The coding region runs from base 744 to 2291 and encodes 515 amino acids. Lineage: Eukaryota; Metazoa; Chordata; Testudines; Geoemydidae. The transcript has 6 exons. The record is from RefSeq and is a predicted model, not a curated record. Gene Ontology annotation, biological process: heterophilic cell-cell adhesion; protein localization to cell junction; homophilic cell-cell adhesion.
GGAGCCGCGCCAGUGUGUGCCUGCGCGUUCCAUUGUUACAGAUCGGAGACCAGAAGGGAGGGACCCGCUUUUCCCGUGCUGAUGCUCCAAGGAGACUCCAGUUCUUCCCCGCAGCCGCCGCCGCCGCCGCAGCAAAAUCUCGGUGCCAAAGAGUCCUCCGGCCGCCCGCCCGCUUUCUCCCGCUCUCGGUGCCCGGGGACUGCCUCCCCUCUGCUCCUGGAGGAGAGGAGCAAAGACAUGGAGCUUGGCAACUUGCACCAAGCUGGGACCAUCUGAUCGCAGCGGCAACGUGGACUGGAAAUUAACAAGCCCGUUCCCCCCUCUUUGCAAAGCCCGGCUGGGCGGCGGGGGAAGAGACCCAGCCUCCUGCGUGGUUGCAUUGGGAUUUGUUCCCCGGUGAAGGGCUCCGACCUGCCCCCAGGGUCCGGAGGGGGAGGCGGUGAAGGGGAGCAUGACCUGCCCGCCGCCUGGUUCCAGGGAGCGGCGGUGCUAAAGGAGGGGACGCCAGGCGCCCGCCGGAGGAAGGAGGAUUUGCAGCCCCAGAAAGGAGGCUGUCCGCGACCAGCGGGGGAUUUUUAAGGGGCCCCUCCAGCUUUGUGCGGUGCAGCCGAUAUUUACUGCCCCGGCCUAGGCUGGGUUGGUAUUUUCCUUUGGCAGGGGGUGGCGGGGUGCAGACCCCAGCCAGCCGCUCGCCUGAAGCCCCGCGCCGCUGCCGGACCGGCCGCUUUGACUCAGGAACUCUGAUGGCUCCGCGGCGGCGGUCGAGAUGCCCCGGGUGCUCGUGGACUCCUGGCGUGUGCUUGCUGGUGGCUUCCCUCUUCCCAGGGCUCCGGGCUCAGACCGUCCUGGUCAAUGACACAGUCUCGGGGUUCAUCGGGACGGACGUGGUCCUUCACUGUAGCUUCACCAACCCACUCCCCAGUGUGAAGAUCACGCAGGUCACGUGGCAGAAGGCCACCAAUGGCUCCAAGCAGAAUGUGGCCAUCUACAACCCCGCCAUGGGGGUCUCCAUCCUUUCCCCCUACAAGGAGCGCGUGACCUUCCGUAACCCCUCCUUUAAGGAUGGCACCAUCCAGCUAUCCCGGCUGGAGCUGGAGGAUGAGGGCGUCUACAUCUGCGAAUUUGCCACCUUCCCAACCGGCAACCGGGAAAGCCAGCUGAACCUCACCGUGCUGGCCAAGCCCACCAACCGGAUGGAGGGCACCACCCGGCCCCUCGUAGCCAGAUCCGGCAAGAUGGAAAAGAUCCUGGUAGCCACCUGCAUGUCCUCCAAUGGGAAGCCGCCCAGCACCGUCACCUGGGACACCAAGCUCAAAGGGGAGGCGGAGUUCCAGGAGAUCAAGAACAGCAACGGCACCAUCACGGUGAUCAGCCGGUACCGCCUAGUGCCGAGCCGGGAGGCCCACCGGCAGCAGCUCAUGUGCGUGGUCAAUUACCAGCUGGACCGUUUCACCGACAGCAUGACCCUCAACGUGCAGUAUGAGCCAGAAGUCACCAUCGAGGGCUUUGACAGCAACUGGUUUUUGAACCGGAAGGAUGUGAAACUGACGUGCAAAUCCGAUGCCAACCCCCCCGCUACCACCUACCAAUGGAGGCUGCUGAACGGCUCGCUGCCCGAGAACGUAGAAGUCCAGAACAACACCCUGUUCUUCAAAGGGCCCGUCUCCUACAGCCUGGCAGGGACGUACAUCUGUGAGGCCACCAACACCAUCGGCACACGGUCAGGGCUCGUGGAAGUCAAUGUAACAGAAUUCCCCUCCACCCCGCCUCCAAACGAUGACCGCAAAUCAGUGGCGCAGCCGAACAUCCCCACGGCCGUGAUUGGGGGCGUGGUGGGCGGAGUCUCGCUGGUCCUGGUGGUGGCCGUGGUGCUCUUUGUGUUGCUCCGCCGCCGGCGUCACACCUUCAAGGGCGACUACAGCACCAAGAAACACGUGUACGGCAAUGGGUACAGCAAGGCCGGCGUCCCGCAGCACCACCCCCCCAUGGCCCAGAACCUGCAGUACCCCGACGACUCGGACGACGAGAAGAAGCCGGGCCCGCUCGGGGGCAGCAGCUACGAGGACGAAGAGGAGGACGCCGGAGGCGAGCGCAAGCUGGGCCUCGCCAACAAGUACGAGGACGACUCCAAGCGGCCUUACUUCACGGUGGACGAGGUCGGGGCCCAUCCGGAGCCCUACGGCGAAAGGACACUCGGCUUCCAGUACGACCCCGAGCAGCUGGACCUGGCUGAGAACAUGGUCUCCCAGAACGACGGAUCUUUUAUUUCCAAAAAAGAGUGGUACGUGUAGCUCGCUCCCUCUCCAGACCCCCACUCACGCUCCCCCCCCCGCCCUCCAGACCCCUGCCGAGGGCCGUUCGCACACGCAUCGCACACGCGCGCUCACAUCCAUGCACGUCCACUGCUGCCCGGCCCAAGGACAAGACUUGAGACACCUGCCACUCACUCGGAGGCGACGGGGGCGGGGAGGGAGGGGCUGGUAGCUUUGCUUAUGGAUCGUUUUUUGGGGGGGGGAGGUUGUUUUGGUUGGUUUGUUUGUUUUUUUUAAUUUCUCCCACCGACUUUGUCCCCUUCUGUGGUGUUUGUAUUGAUCAGUGGCUUCGGUGUGACUAUUUGCUUUAACUACUACUGCCCACCCCUGUAUAAUAUGCCUCGUUUGUGUCUUAGUGUCUCGAAUCAUCCUUCCCCAAAGAUCCCUCCCACUCCAUGCCCCCCGAAACACUGGAAUUUGUUUGUAUGUUGUCUUAUUUGGGGGUGAGGGGAGUCCAUGGGAGGGCAAAAAAAAAGGAGGACCAAGGAGGGGAAAAGCACAAAGCAAUGAAGACCUAGAUGCCAUAGCGGAUGAUUUUUUUUCCCUUUUGUUUGGUUUUUUGGGGUGUUUCCGUUCCCCACAAUGUGCCUGUGACGAGCGAGUCUCAGUGUUAAGCGUGUAAGGAACAAAUAAGAAUCAAAGGAAACUAAGCAAAAUCCAAGGCCCAUGAGGCUGUUAUUGGCACAGGGAAAUGGAGCUGCCGUAUUCCUCCUACCAUUUAUUAUCCUUUUACAGUAUUUAAAAACAAACCAACAAAAAGAAAAGGAAAAGAGAGGGCCAUGGUGAUGCCGCUGGUCACUGCUGGGGUGUCCAUAUUGUUUAAAGACGUGAGGGGUUUUUCGUGUCAGCCAAGGAGCAGUUAAUUUCACCCUGUUUCUGACACGCGCCGUGUCCUCUGCACGUGCCACAGUGACGGGGAGGGUUCCAUGAGACACCCCUGUGCCCUGCCUGCAGACAUGCUGCUGGUUGGCAUGGUGCCACCCAGCCCAGUGGGCGGUUUCUGUAGGGGAGCUCCAACGCCCUUUGCGUUGACUUCAAUGGGCAUCAGGCCGGGCCCUUUGUAUUUAAACUGCUAGGUCUUCGCAGUCAUCAGUUUACAUCCUUCCCCUUUGUGAGAGUGUUGCCAGCCACGUCUCCCGUAGUAAUGACCCUGGCCCUUAUGGCCACUGAUAGCCUGCAUCGAAUGGCCCCUUCGGAGGCUGAUAGGCCAAGGACUGAUUGAGCCGUGUGCUGAUCUCCUCUCCCCCCCUUGAGAUGUGAUGGGGAGCUUGGAGGGAAGCUUGGAUUGCUGCUACCCCUGCUGUUCUGUGGCUAACUAAGAUUUCAGUCUCCAAGGCUGUCGGUCUGACACUGAGGCAGGAUUCACUAGGUGUUUGGUUUUUCUGUUCCUUUACCAAAUGGCUAAAUGAAUGAAAAAGAGAUCUCCGUUUUCAGAGGUGUAUUGUAAUGGGUUUAAUUCUCCCCCGGUGCCAUACACGUGUUUCAUACCAUAGACCUAGCCAUACAGCUGGGCAGCAGAAUGGAGGCUCAGACCCUUUAUAAUAAUCCACACCAAAAUCUCACAUCCAGCUUCAGCCAGACUCUGUUCCAAAGCCCCGCCCCAUGGUUUCUGGCUUGAGCCAGGUACAGUUGGACUUGAAACCCAGACCAUUCCCUUGGCUGAUUGAUUUUGUUCCUGCUGUGGGGAUGGGAAAUCAGAUAACUCGGUUGUAAUUAGGGUGACCAGAUGAGAGGAAAAAAAUAUCGGGACACAUGGGAGGGGGGGUUCCGCUGGUGGAGAAAAAAAAAAUAAAAAAGCCGAGUGCUGCCGGCGGAGCGACCAAAGAUCGGUGGGGACGCAGGACAAACACCUAAAUAUCGGGACAGUCCCGAUUUUAUUGGGAAGUCUGGUCACCCUAGUUGUAAUUGUUCUGGCUUUUCCUGGUGUUUUUUGUGUUUCCUGGUGGAAACACCCUAAGAGUGGCUGUUCUUGGGGUGCUGCUGUCUCUAUCGAAAGCAGGAUGUCCUGGAGAUCUCGAGAGAGACUCUCUCCAGAGGUCCGGCUCAAGGGGUUCAGAGAAGCCAGUAAACUUUAGGGGGCCCGUCCAUCGCUGUCAGGUGAAUCCAUACCCAGGGAGACCGAAUUCUACUCUCACUUCAAGAUAGGGAUUUGGGGAUCUUGGUUUUCUCUUUUCGUACUACUGAGCACAUGCCCCAUCGAAGGAGAUGAAAUCCCCAGCAUCCCUCUGAUUCGGUACCGAUUAAAGGGGCUUUGUAAACCCGCAAACCCAAAGGGAGUCAAGGCCUCAGCCGGUCCUGCCUAGGGAUAGCAACACAGAUCGGAUGAAGGCGCACCACCGUGAUAUGGGACUCCCAGCAUGUGGUGGACACAUGGGGUCCUGGGAUAAAGACAGAGCAGAGGAAGUAACAUUAUAUUCCUGCUGGAUCUCAGUCAGUCACUUACCCUCCUGCAACCUUGCUGUCACCUUGGGUGGUCUGGUGGUUCUGUACUCUGCGGUGCAUCAGACAUUAGAGAUGGGCCCUAGCCAAGUUCCCACUCCUAAACAUAUGGGCUUUUGGAGCCAAAUCUGACUCCAAAAAGGGCCAAACCAAAAUCCCAGGCCCAUGCUAACCCCAAACUCCGGGACAUCCAAACUCCAGCUGCAGCUGUGAAUUCGGUGAAUUUGGCCCACCUCUGAAUGUACCUGCCCACACGGGCGAGCCAGAGCUUCAUGCAAAACGCCCAGGCCCAGUUGAGCUGCCCUUGUGUCCUGGAUUAACAACCCCAAGCAGCAGGAGCCCCCAAUCCACGGUCUGGCAAAUUCUCUCACUGCAGAAUGCUGCAGAGUUGCCUCAGGGUAAUCCCAGCUCAUUCUCAUGUGUUGCUUAUCAGCAAUACACCCUGUUUGCAGAAUCUCUGAUGCAGUGAAUCCCCAGUCAUCCUGUUUCCUUCCCUUGUUCCCUUCCUGAUCGGUUUUCCCGGCUCUCUAGAGCGGGUUGGCGUUCGUCCCUUGUCCUGCUGAGGAGAUCUCUGUUUAUAGCCAGAGGGAACAUGGAUACAAAUUCUCAGUGCUGAGAGGCAGGAGGUUCAGUAGGGUGCAUGGAGCCAGAGCCAGGGCAGCAGGGUUUGAUUCCUCUUUGUAAUGGUUUGUUUGCCCGUAUUUGAAAGUGAUACGUCCCCUGUUUCCCAAUGACAUGGGGAUGGGAUGGAAUGUUCCUUUUGCACGUGGCGUGCAAAUGUGAAGUGAGGAGAUGUGCCCAAACUUCCAUUUGUACGCUCAUGUGUGAAAGCAAAUUAAGUCACCACAACAGUGCAUGCAUCCUUUUUUAGACUUGCGUGUAAAUGUGAACUGACCAGACGCAGGAGGGUGUCUCGUUUGCACACUUGCAGGCGGGAGGUGAGGUGUGGUGUGAUGCAGGGAGCUCCCAUUUGCACACUUAGACGGGAAUCCUGCCCUCUCGUUAAUGAUCCAGAGUGUGUGUUUGUGCAAGACUCUUGCACCCAUAGGCAAAUCAAGGGUGUUUUACAGCUAGGGAGACAGACACAUGGCGAUCCAGUGUAAUGAGGAGCAAGUUUACAACCUUGGGCAGAUCGAGCAGGCUGGCUCAAGGAGAGGAUAGGGAAGUAAAUGUGAUAGAUCGUAGACAGGUGGGUGGCCAUGGGGGAGCAGGGGCUCAGGGCAGACACCAUGGUCAUUGGUAACACCACUGUAGUGCCACACCACCUCCCCGGGGUUAAUGGCUCACUCACCCACACACCCCCUGCAGGGUGUGAUUCAUAGAUUCCAAGACCAGCAGGGACCACUGGGAUCAUCUAGUCUGACCUCCGGUGUAUCACAGGGCAGAGACCUGUCCCUAAAGACGUUCCAGAGCAGAUCUUUUAGGAAAACAUGGCCACCGUCACCCUGGGUAAAUGGUUCCCAUGGCUGAUUACUCUGACUAUUAAAUAUCUACGCCUUAUGCCCAGUCUGAAUUUGUCUAGCUUCAACUUCCAGCCAUUGGGUCAUGUUAGACCUGUUGUCUCUGUGACUACACCAGGGCCAGUAGAAAAGAGGAAUGGGGAAAACAUAUGCAUUGCCACCCCAAACCGGGGCUCUGCCUGCUCGGCUAGCAGCACUCCUCCCCUCUGAACCCCUCCCCUUGCCAUCAGCACGUCCGGUUUGGGAGCGACACCUCAAAGCUGCUCAUUCCACAGCGUGAGGUGGUCCCAGGCACCCCCCUGACUUGACCUGUCCCCAUAGCGCAUCACCGGGGGCAGGCCUGGGCUCUACGGCCAUGGAAAAACCCAGGGCACCUAGCUCCAUCCCCCUCCUUCUCAGAAGAAGGAUGCGUCUGGCUCUCGUUACUGAAAGGGUGACCGUUUAUGGGGUCAGUUAAUUGGACAAGAUUCCCUCAUGGGACCUUAAUUAGCGAGCCUAAACGAUUCGCCGUUAAUCUAUAGCGAGGAAUAAGUUGCCUCAUGAAAUAUUAUGGAUUGACAAUUUGUCUGAGAGCUGCUGGGAUACAAUAACGAGAUCCAUUCCCUCUCUGGGAUUAAUCUCCAGCCCUUCUUCUUGUGUUGGCGAGGGGGCACUCUCCCACCUAAUUAGGUCGAAGGUGGCUGUCGCGGCAGGAAGGUUGUGAAGGGGAGAUGCGUAGGGGACUAAACUGAGGACGCUGUUUGUUGUGCGUCCCGGAGCUGCAUGGGAGCUAAUGGUUUAGGACUCGAGCGACCCACAGACCCAGCGACUCGAGCCCCACAGCCCAGCGAGGUGAGCCUGCCCACGAGACACACCAGAGCUUAGGGGUCUGUUACAGGAGUGGCUGGGGGAGGUUCUGUGACCUGCCAUGUGCAGGAAGACAGACCAGGUGAUCACGAUGGUCCUUAAAGUCUAUCAGUCUGUGAGCUUUUCAAAAUGCCAGUGGGAUUCCGUCGCCCAAUUCCCAUUCCUUUUAAUGGGAGCUCAGCGUCCAAAUCCCCUAGACAGCUUUGCUGAUCCCAGCCAAGGCCUCUCUCCUUCCUGAGACAUGGCGCCCUCAUGCUAGAAUCUGAGGAGACUCUUCAGAGCAGCGAUCUCCCCAUGGCUGCCAAAGGGCCCUCUCCUGCUGGUCCUCUGUGGCCAGGCACAGGCUCUGCUCCUGAGGCAGGAGCAGGCCAUGCUGCUAAUGGGUCCGUCUCUGGCAGCGCCUCCUCCCUUAUUUAGUGAGGGCUAUCGGAGCUGCUUCCCAGACCCCCAGGAGGGAUUUUCCCAGAUGAGAACCCAGGCUUCUUACCCCUGGAGAAGGCAAGGAAGAUACAUUGGGGUGGCCUCCACUGCUGAGUAUUACUGAGGGAGGGGGUCUAUUUCCAGUGGGAGAUCCAGGGCUAGCUGCCCUUAUGGCCAUGGGGAAUGAGUUCCUAGGGGACCGUUUGCAGAUCCAGGGUUUAACACUCCAAUACAGUCCCCUUUCGAACCUUCCUCUCUGUUAACCAGGCAAAAGAGCACAGAUUUCCAUGGAGGCAGGAGACAAGCAGAGCCGCUCUGCCCCUUCCCUUACAGCUUCCUUUCAUGUGUGUUCCUCCUUCCCCUUCCAUCCACAGCCCCUUUGACUUACCCCCAGGGCAGACUGUUGUGCACUAGUGCAGAGGGACUCAGAAACUGCAUUUCUGCUGCUCAGGGGGAGCCCAUUGGCCAAAGGGGGGCAGGAGGCCUUGCUCAGGCGUUUGCCUGUGGCACUGAUUAUGCAUGGUUUCCACUUCUCCAUGGCACUGGCUGAUGGCACGGGUAACUCUAUGCAUCAGAGCCACCCUGCCCCUAAGAGCAGGGCACAGAAAAGAAAGCCCGCCUAGGGAGCAUGGGGGAGAGGCACACUGGAAGGGACCUUUGGGGUAUGUGCAUAGAACCCCGAUCCUUGCACAUCAUAUUGCUCAAGUCUCUGCCCAUGGGGAAAUCCCAGAGCUUGCUAAAGAUAUCUGGGCAGCCCUAGCCAGCCCCGUGUAAGCAGUGGUCCAUGGGAAGUCCAACGGGAGAAGGGAUUGUUAGUGCCAGGCAAGGAUAUGGGCACAGAGGUUACAGACAAGCAGCCCGGCCCUGACAUGGUAGCCCAGGAAUUAUUCUCCAGGCAGUUGCCAUAGAGAAAGAGACAAGUGGGGAGAGACAAAGCAUCUGGGACCCAGUAUCACAAUGAGAAGGUGAGGACAGCAGGACAGGUAAAGAAAGGCCUCAUUAUAUGGCUCGCGGGUCAGGAGAUGGCCUGUUGGGGAAAUGAAGGUGAAUUUGGUCUGAGCUAUAUGCCAGCGUCCCUUUCCCUCCCACAGUGAGCUGCACACAGGCAGACGUGUCUCCUCCUACAAACUAAAUUGAGUCUGUAUUAUUCGUAUGAAAACGCCCCAGCUGUUUUCCUGCUGGGGCUUAUGUCUGGGAUUAUCCAUCACAAUUCACCCCAGUGAUGUUAUUUUCCCUGAUUUAAUUACAAGAUUGUUUGGUGGUUUGUUCCUGUGUUUUUGUAAAUCAUUUUUAUUCAAGCCAGAAAAAACAAAACACAAAACUCCAUCUGAAGUUUUCUUUGGGAAAAAAACAAACAAACAAACAAACACAAACAAAAACCCAAAUGUUAGAGCUGAAUUGAUUGCAGAGACAGCAGGGACAGAGGAGCCUUUCCUGGCUCAGCGUCGAAAGAAACUCGACGACUGUUCAGCACAGUUCGCUGAGCGGGAGAGGGAGAGAGACAGUAUAGCAGAUACCGACGGGAGCAUGAUUAGAAGAAGGGGCCACUGGCUCCUUCGAUCUCACACACCCAUGCAAUGAGUCUCCCAGUCUCAGCUUGCUGGAGAAGGAGGGCUGAGAGAAAGGGGGUGCGGUCUCCAAUGAGUUUUGUAGGUGGGCAGAUCUGUAGCAUGCCAGCAGGGCUUCCCAAACAAAGCGCUGCUCGGAGUUUGCUGUGAAGAAGUGGGGGCUGGGAUCUACUCCAGUCCCAGUUUCUUUUUCCCAACGGGAAGCAGUGCAGGGCAUGGUGUGGAAGUGCUGGCUGGAGAGAUGCUUCGAGCUACUCCAGGCCAAGCAGUAGGAAAUGCUGUGGAAACACUGGCCGGUAGAGAAAUGGAGAGUUCUGCAGUCCCAGCCCACUCCAACAGCUGCUGGAAGAGUAGAGAGUAGCGGGGCAGUGGGGAAUGCUCUAGGAACAUUGAAUGUGCAGCGCUCAUGGCUACCCCAGUCCCUGCCUCUCCCAGCAGGAGGCGCUGUGGGGAACGCUGCCAGCACUGUGUGCACUGAAGCCUCUCCGUAUUCCAGGUGGCUUAUGAUAGCACUUUACCCCUCCCCUGGUUUGUGACUUUCUUUUUCUAUUUUGACAUGAUCCGUAGCGAAUUAGAGUGACUCGCUUUGCGUACGAAUGCGCUUCCCUGCAGAGCACCCCCUUCCACCGAGAGAGGCAGGGAAUGCGGGGGGGGGGGGGAGAGGAUGAGGCUGGGUCAACUUGCUCCCAUCCAAAUCCUGCCUCCGACCGUCAUUCCUAGAACUGGCCCCCCUCUCUCCAAAGGGCCAACCUUGCAGCCGUUACUCAUCGGAACGAGCCCCGUUGAAGGCGAUGGCACAGGCUGAGAUUCACCGCCGUGCCGAAGAGCCAGCACCAGUCCAGGUGCCAUGUCAUCCCUUAAAACAGGGUUUAAGUAGGAUGUAAGCGGAGACGGCCCAGAUCCUCAGUGGUAUUUAGGCACCAAACUGCCAUUGAGCUGAGGAUCUGGGCUGAAAUGUCUUGGGCUGGUCCUCUGCACGGGGUGAAUUCCAUCCAUGAGCAAAGGUUGCAAGAUGAAGCCCUACAGAAGGGGCUUGUUCCAUACAUUUGCACAGCGCGGCAUUCCAUAUGUGAUCUACUUAAGGGUGAAUGUAAAUGUAAUGAAUAUAAGGGGCCAGAUCCUCAGCUGGUGUAAAUGGGCAUCCAUGGAGAGCUGCUGCAGCUGAUCUGACUCGCUCUUUCUUUUCUUUCCAAACAUGGUCCCUUAACUCCAGUGACUUUUUUUUUUCUUGCUGUAAUUAUCAUUGUGGAAUAAAAAACAACCCUAAAAAAAAAAAACCCCUUGCAUUUUUUUGUAAUCUGUGUUGUAAGUGCUUUUGUAAAAAAAAUAAUAAUAAUGUAACAGACUGAAUUUGCUUUUAUGAUUUUUUGUUUUGUUUUCCAUCCUUUGUAAUAAUUUUUGGUUGGGGGGGGGAACGUUUUCAUGGUUCUGAUUGGGGGGGUGUUGCUUCACCCUCCCUUUUACUUGUAUAAAAAAAAAUAGUGGCUCAGCUGUGGAAAGAAAUGUACUUUUUUAUAAAUAAAGAAUUUUAAAAGAA